This is a messenger RNA of Aspergillus pseudotamarii, 1828 nucleotides long. RefSeq lists its product as uncharacterized. Lineage: Eukaryota; Fungi; Ascomycota; Eurotiomycetes; Eurotiales; Aspergillaceae. The transcript has a single exon. The coding region runs from base 62 to 1828 and encodes 588 amino acids. The record is from RefSeq and is a predicted model, not a curated record.
CUCGUUUCCAAUCUUCUCUAACAUUGCCUUUAACUACUCGACGCUUCAUUUCAUUACUAACAUGGCGUUGUCACAACAAUGCAUCUUCCACGGCACCUCUUAUGUUACAGGCACCGUCUCAGCCACACUAUUGGCAGCAGAUCUUGAACUGAGUUUCUGGGGCGGCGUGAAUCCAAAAACAGGCGAGGUUAUUGAUCGCUUUCACCCGCUGAGCGGUCGCUUUCUGAAAGAUACCAUUUUGGCCAUACCUGGAGGCAGAGGAUCCUGUGGCGGGAGCGUUAUCAUGAUGGAACUGAUUCUAAAUGGCCUGGGUCCCAAGGCACUGAUUUUCGAGCGCCGCGAGGAGAUUAUUACACUAGGAGUUAUAGUUGCCGAAGAGCUGUUCAAUAAGUCAGCCGCCGUGGUGACACUCAACCCAGAGGACUUCCGUCGGGUGCUGGGUUGGGAUGGAAGGACAAUUCAUGUACAAAGUGACCUAGUCUCGGAUGGUCCGUUGAGUGUCAAUAUUACCCAUGAGGCUGUGGAACCGGCGGUUGACAUCAACAAGUGUAAUGUUCAACUUACCGAUUCCGACCGGGCGAUGCUGGACGGAGCCCACAGUGAGGCCGCUAGGAUCUCGCUCAAUAUUAUUAUUCGAAUGGCAAAUAUGAUGGGAGCCCGAGAGCUAAUGGAUGUCCGCCAAGCCCAUACAGAUGGCGCCUGGUAUGGCCCCGGCUCGGUGGCCUUUGGAAAAAGACUUCGUGACUGGGGCGGCGAAUUCAAAGUUCCCACCACUAUUAAUUCACUGAAUAUUGACCAAAAACGCUGGCGGGCGCUCGGAGUGAACGCGGAAUUUGGAUCGUCCUGUGAUGAGUUGGCCAAGGCCUUUGUCGACAUGGGUGGCAAGAUUUCAUUUACCUGUGCCCCUUAUCUACUCGACACAGCACCUAAACUAGGUGAUCCAGUUGCCUGGGGAGAGUCCAAUGCUGCUAUCUAUGCAAAUAGUGUGCUUGGUGCGAGAACACUCAAAAACCCUAAUAUGCUCGAGGCUCUAAUUGCCUUGACUGGCCGCGCACCGAAAGCUGGAGCCUAUUUGGACGAGAAUCGCUUUGCGUCUAUCUGGCUCAAAGUAACACCACCAGAAGCGACGGACGACUCAUUCUGGCCUAUUUUAGGCUACGCUCUUGGCGCCAUUGCAACGGCUCGCAUCCCGGUCAUUACUGGACUCGAACAUUUGAAGCCCAACAGUGAUGACUUCAAGGCGUUCUCAGCGGCGUUUGCUACAUCCUCUAGCGCUCCUAUGUUCCACAUGGUCAACCUGACUCCAGAGGCUCCUACGCUCGAGGCUGUGUGUUGCAACGGUAUAGCCCCCCACGCUAUUGACGUGGGUUGGAAGGAUCUAGACGCGAUCUGGGAUGAGUUCAAUCAUGGCUCUGAGUCGAGAGAUAUUGACCUUAUCUCAUUUGGCAACCCGCACUUCUCCUUACGGGAGAUCAAAGAGGUAGCGAAGCUCUGCCAAGGAAGAACCAGGAAAGAGGAUGUUGCCGUGAUAGUCACCUGUGGCCGUGCUCAGUAUAGUCUUGCCGUACAGGCCGGCUAUAUCGGAGAGCUUGAGCGGUUCGGGGUCCAGUUCUUACAAGACACUUGCUGGUGCUCUAUCGAGGAACCGGUAAUUCCCAAGAACACCCGGACAAUCAUGACUAAUUCUGGCAAGUACAUUCACUAUGGGCCUGGACUAACGGGCAAGCAAUUUGCCUUUGGCAAUCUGAGCAUGUGCAUCGAUGCCGCGUGUACUGGGAAAACUACUGGUGACCCGCCUUCGUGGUUGCUGGAAGCUAGGUCAAGAUAG